AUGUCUUCCAAUUCAACUUUGAACAAUUCUGUGCUAUCCACAGCCAGAGUUUCAAUUGAUGAAGGUGAUAAUCUAAAUGACGAUCUAGCCGUUGAGUCUGAAGUUAGUUCAUUCGUAUCACAACCGGGCCCCAAUUCAAAUCCUAAUACUCAUAGACGGUCUGAAUCAGCGAUAUCUUUUCGAAAUAGUAUUGAUGUUGAAAGUAGUUUCCUGUCUGUUCUUCAAUUCAAUCCCGAUGAAAGCUUUAAUGUGAAUGAUGAAUUAUCACCGCUAGGACCAAAUUCUAUCUAUGCAUUAACGGUUGGUUCAGAUAACGCCAGAGCUAAACGAAAUAGGGCGCCUAAGAGUUCAGUCACUAUAAAUGGUGGAUUGACUACCAUCAAUAACUUGAAAUACCCUACUUAUAAAGAUAUACCACAAAUACAGUUACAUAAACUUAAGCAUAAGAUCAAAAAUGAACAGAUAACAUCGAAAUAUGUCAAAAACUCCCUUCAGGAAUACAAAAGCUUUGAACUGAGCUAUAAUAAUCUAACUGAAGAUAGUCUACAACAAUUCAGUCAAAAGAAAGGGUUCAAAGAUGAUGAUCAAUUAUCUACCAGUUCUUCAAUAGAUCAAUUUCAAUAUAAGGAAAGUGACGAUAUCAAUGCCAUUCCUAGUGUAUUUUUAGAUCAAAACUUCAGACUAGAUGAUCCUAGAAUAUUUAAACAGGUCAUGGAAGAUUCCACUAUUCUAUAUGAUAAUGAACUUGUUAACAAUAAUGCCCUUCAGGAAAAGUUUCUGCAUUAUUUAGAUAUAGUUGAAGUAAACUUGAUUAAAGAAAUUUCAAAAACUUCUGAUUCAUUUUUCAGUACGAUUGGCGAUAUUCAAAUCAUGAAAGAAGAGUCAGAUGAAUGUGUUGAACAAUUUAAGUUAAUCAAAAGUAAACUAGAUAAACUAGGCGAAGAGCACGCCCAUUUAGGAAACAAAAUAUUAGAAAAGCUAGCUGAACAAAGGAAUGUGGAAUAUUUGGAAUCUUCAAUUAUACAAUUAAAAUAUAUCAUUUCAAUAUUCGAAUUAGCUAAUAAGUCUUACAAUAAUGCAAAAUAUAACAAAUGUUUGACAGAAAUAGUGGUAGUCGAAAAUCUUAUUCGUGGUGUUAGCUAUGAUCAGUUAACUGAUGAAGAAGUAGGCUCGUUUUAUCCAAAGUUCGAUUAUCCACUCGUAAAUCUUUCAAACUUACCUGCUUUGGUAUACUUGCAAAAUGAUUUACAAAAUUUGAAAGAAGAAUGCUCGAAGGGUUAUAUUAAUGACUUUAUCCAGAUUUUGUUAGGAGAUUUGAGAGAUCAUUAUAAUUCAGUUUCAACAGGAGACACACUAAACAGAAUUUACAACUCCAUAGACAAGCAAAAAAAGUACCAAUCCCGUACAGUCAAUACUUCAUACCUGACAGUCAAGGAUGAGAAAAAGACAAAGUUAAUAGAUUAUGUAAAGAACCUUGGAAAGGCAGGUAAAUUGACUCAAGCUUACUCCCUUUACCAAGAAAAGAUAAUCACAGAGAUCAAAGAUAUCAUAAAAAAUAACUUACCUAAUGCUUCCAAUCAAAAUGGAAAUUAUUUGUCGGUCGAUUUAUCUAAUGCACCUUCACGUUCAUCUUCUGACCCUCCAGAAUCUGCUAAUAGUUCACAAGCCCAGCCAGUAUCAAAUACCUUAUCAUCAAACAUCAAGUCAUUGACUCCAAGGGAGUUUGAGACCAUGUUCAUAAAAAUCUAUUGUAAUUUAUCAGAGUGCUUACGUCGACUUACAGCCCAUCAAAAAUUGUUGUUGGAUAUUGCUUUGACCAAUGUAUCUCCUGAUGUUACUAGAAAUAUCGAUAUCAUGGCUCUUGAUAUUUCAAUGGCCAUUAAUAGAGCUAUUGAAUUAACUCAAAUAAGACUAACUAAAGUUAUAAAUGUUAGACUGGAACAGACUGCUGAUAUUCCAGUGCCAUAUUAUUUGAGAUUGUACUCAAUAUCAUCUGCUUACUUGCAAGAAUGUGAAUUAAUAAGUCCUGGAUAUGUCGCCCCUGGUGGUGGAAAUUCGUUAAGUGAUUGGUUCAAGCAUCACAUUUUAUACUUCGUUCACAGGUUUCAUCUGAAUUCUCUUAAAAAACUUAUCUCAGAUUGUGAUAGGGAAACAUGGAAAGAAAUUGUGCAGUCGGAUAUUCUUGAGAAGUACCAAUCAAUCCUUGAUGAAAUUACAGGUUAUGCCACAUUCCUUUCAUCUGCUGGAGCAGAAGGUUUCUCUGGAAGCAAAUGGAUGGAUCUUUUUGAUUUCUAUGAUUAUGGGAAAAUCGAGUCACCUCAUAAGGGUUCUGUUAGUGGUGACCGUACAAGGUUAGCAACAGGCAAGGAAAGCUUUAUGAUACCUAAUUUGACCUUAGUCGCAUUGGAAGCCAUUAGAGAUUAUUUGAUUAUAUCCAAAGCUUUUCCCAACACUACAUCAAUUAUUGAGACUAAUAUUUUGAACUAUUUUAAGUUAAUGAAUUCAAAAACAUCGCAAGCAGUUUUAAAUGCAGGGGCUACAAGAACAGCUGGAUUGAAACAUAUAACGACAAAACAUUUGGCGUUGUGUAUCCAAGUAGUUGAAUUUAAUAUUGCUUUAUUGCCAAAUGUUCAACUUGUCUUUGCGAAGAAGGAAACCUCUCCUGUGCAAAGGGAUCCAAAUCAAUCUGACGAGCUUACCUUCUACCGAAUCAUAAGUAAUUACAAGGAUCAUGAGAAUGAAAUCUUUUCCAAACUUGUAUCUAUUAUGCACGAUAGAACCCUUAGUCAUUGUAAUGCAAUUAUUGGAAUUGAUUGGUCUCAACCGCUCACUCACCCAAGACAGUGUCAUCAAUAUAUGGAAACUUUGGUGAAAGAUACAACUACUGUUGCAAAAGUUCUUUCUAGAUACUUAGCUGAAAUUAAGUGCUCUUUGAUUCUUCUGCAAAUUUUCGACAAUUAUAAGAGGUUAUUAGUUGAAUGUUAUUGUACUAAAUUAAAGCAAUUUAAAGAUUUCAAUGAGAAGCAAAUGGUUUUAAAGGAUAUUGAUUUCUUCAGAGUUAAACUUUGUGAACUUCCAGGAUAUGGUAAUUCCGGACAAGUCAUUUGGGAGAAUGUUAAUUCAUUGCCAACAGAGGAAGACACCAAAAUGGCAGAGAUUAUGAGAAAAAAUAUCGAAGGAGAAAUUAAAUCCAACGUUGAGAGUGCUGGUAAUUCGAAGAAGAAUUCAUUAGAUAUC
Scheffersomyces coipomensis is the source of this 3237-nucleotide messenger RNA. RefSeq lists its product as uncharacterized. Gene Ontology annotation, biological process: retrograde transport, endosome to Golgi; Golgi to vacuole transport. NCBI's taxonomy places the organism in Eukaryota, Fungi, Ascomycota, Pichiomycetes, Serinales, Debaryomycetaceae. The record is from RefSeq and is a predicted model, not a curated record. The transcript has a single exon. The annotation marks the transcript as partial. Gene Ontology annotation, cellular component: GARP complex. Gene Ontology annotation, molecular function: syntaxin binding.